Molecule: messenger RNA, 282 nt
Organism: Anisakis simplex (herring worm)
Lineage: Eukaryota; Metazoa; Nematoda; Chromadorea; Rhabditida; Anisakidae
Source: the annotation of a GenBank genome assembly
GGACCUUAUUUGAUGGCUUCAAUAAGUGCUUACCUCAGUGGCCAUUUGGUGUCAUUGAAAGAAUUUUUCGAUGCGCUCGAAGUUGAAUCCAGUUCCAGUGUUCAAUUGAAGUGCAAUCAUGGUGAACAAGAAGUUGGCGUAUUGGGUAGAGUUAUCUGUGAAAUGUUAUGCAAAAUGGUACCGGGUCUUAUUGAAAUGGCACACAAAAACUGCGCUUCUUUGUCUGUCAGCAAGUAUCAGGAUCGUUUGAGACCACUGAUCAAAAAGUACCCAACGACUUGA